This is a messenger RNA of Camellia sinensis, 3239 nucleotides long. Its product is annotated as ubiquitin-like domain-containing protein CIP73. The record is from RefSeq and is a predicted model, not a curated record. Gene Ontology annotation, cellular component: BAT3 complex. Gene Ontology annotation, molecular function: polyubiquitin modification-dependent protein binding; misfolded protein binding. Gene Ontology annotation, biological process: ERAD pathway. Lineage: Eukaryota; Viridiplantae; Streptophyta; Magnoliopsida; Ericales; Theaceae.
AUGGUCUAUGGUACAAUUUCACUUUCAAUUUUUUUAAAUUUACUUAAUCUGUCGGAAAAAGCGUUUAGCAGCAGAUCUUCAUCACAUCCCAUUCACGAAUCAAAAAUCAUAGAUACUUUGGGUGCAUUGGCUUCGUCGAUCACUCUUUCAAUCUCUCAGCUUCUUCUUCUUCUUCACUCUCCGAUUAAGGUUUUCUAAGCUCCGAUUUCCUCACUUCUAUCCAAGCUGGGCUAUCAGAUUCAUUUUCAAAAUACAUGGCAGAUCAGCAUUCAGUUGAAGCUUCCAGUAUGAGUGAUGUUGGUGGUGAAAGCUCAGAAUCAAUGGUGGAGCUCAAUAUCAAGACUUUAGAUUCGCAGAUCUAUAGCUUUCAAGUGGAUAAAAAUAUGCCAGUCUCACUGUUUAAGGAGAAAAUAGCUAGUCAAAUUGGUCUUCCAGUUGGGCAGCAACGGCUAAUUUUUAGGGGAAAAGUGUUGAAGGAUGAUCACCUGCUGUCCGAAUAUCAUGUUGAAAAUGGGCAUACUUUGCAUUUAGUUGCCAGGCAGCCUUCUGAAUCACAGCCUCCUAGUAUAAGUUCUGGAGAGACAAGUGCAGAUAAUGGUAAUAGAGGACACAAUGCGAAUGCUGCUGGUCCACAUAAUCGCAUUGGACAAAUAUCACCGAGUGUAGUACUUGGUACUCUUAAUGUUGGGGAACAAGGCGAGGGCAUUGUGCCAGAUCUAACUCGGGUUAUUGGGGCAGUUUUAAAUUCUAUUGGAAUUGGGAGCCAGACUGCAACUGGUGUUAUGGGGGGUGUGCAACCCACUGUGCAGUUCAAUUCUCCAGGUCAAGCUCCUCAAGGAAAUGAAACAGAAGGAGCACGGAAUAAUACUAGCGGUCAGAGCCAAGCAGGAAAUCAAACACAGCCUGGACAGGCAUUACCAAGUCAAAACUUACCCCAGGUUCUGCAAAUCCCACUGGGAGCAGCAAUACCUGUUCCUUCUCUUAAUGCGCCAAUUCCUGAUUCUUUGCACACACUUUCUGAGUUCAUGAACCGCGUGGAGCUGGCACUACAGAAUGGGCAUCAGCCAAAUCAAUCACUAACCAACAUUGGAGAUCUACCAACGGUGGAACUGCCUUCCAAUGCACGUGGAUUGUCAACACCUGAAACAUUGAGCAUUGUUCUGCGACAUGCACAACAUCUUCUCAGUGGUCCUACUGUUGCUGCACUAUCUAAUAUUGCAGGACACCUGGAGCAGGAGGGGGGUUCUACUGAUCUUACAGUAAGGAGUCAAAUUCAAGCAGAAUCAUUACAAUUAGGACUGGCAACGCAACAUUUAGGGGCUCUUCUGCUAGAGCUUGGGCGGACAAUUUUGACACUGCGUAUGGGACAAUCUCCUGCCGAGUCCUAUGUGAAUUCCGGGCCUGCAGUUUAUAUAUCUUCAUCCGGGCCAAAUCCUAUAAUGGUUCAGCCUUUUCCUCUUCAAUCCAGCUUGCUGUUUGGUGGUUCUGCUGCUGGCCCAUCAAAUCCUGGGACUUUUGGUCCUAUUGGCAUUGGAGCUGUUCCAAGACAUGUAAACAUUCAUAUACAUACCGCUGUUGGUCCCAGGGCAUCUAAUGCAGAAGGGGUGCAGGGAGAACAUGUUAAUCGAACUGGUCCUGGUGAUUCAGGUCAAACACAGCCACCUCCUGAUUCCGUUCCGCUAUCCACAGUUAUAGCUGAAGUCAAUUCACAAAUUAGAAACUUUGUUGAGAACAUGCAGAGUGAAAACCAGUCUCCAUCAGGCCAAUCAGAGAGUUCAACUGAUCAGAAUCCAUCUGUCAGACCUGGUGAUGGUAUCAAUGAAGGGAACAGUCAGCUUAGAAAUCUGGCUGACAAUGGAGCUGGAGAGGUACAUCCUGAACGCCACCAAUCUAGUAAUAACGAGGACACAGAAAGUCGGUUGAGUUCAAAAGAUGUACCUUCUAGUAGCUCAGCUGUAGGCUCUAUUAACCAUUCAAAAGGAGAAACUACACUAAAGUUGGGGGACGAUUCAGAAUUUGCUCCGCGAUCUGGUCAGGGGAAUGGUAAUCCAGAGCGUUCCACAGCUGUUCCACUUGGACUAGGGCUGGGAGGUUUGCAACCUAAGAGGCGAAUUAGGCAACAAAGAUCACAAGGCAAGGGUAGUGAUGGUGCAACUUCUAGUUCUCCCAGUCAAAACCAGCAAACAGGAGCAAAUGCCCAACAGUUUUUGCAAUCUCUCGUGAACACGAGGAAUACAAAUUCCCUGUCCUCAGCACAAAUGCCUCCUGCCCUUGGGCAUCUCACGCAGAGUUUACAAAUGGGAGGGCAAGGUGCUAGUGGUCAGGUUGACGCAGCAAGUGCUAUGUCUCAGUUUCUUCAUAAUCCUGCUUUAAAUGGUCUAUUGGCAGGGGUUUCAGAGCAGACUGGUGUUGGCUCUCCUAAUGUCUUCAGGAAUAUGUUGGAACAGCUUACUCAAAACCCCAAUAUGAUGAAUACAGUAAAUCAAAUUGCUCAACAAUUUGGCGGCCAAGAUCUUGGAAACAUGUUUUCAGGUGUUGGAAGUGGCCAAGGUGGUGGCAUUGAUCUGACAAGUAUGGUUCAACAGAUGAUGCCCAUGGUUUCUCAAGUUCUUGGUGGUGGGUCCGCAAUCCCUCAAUCAAUACCUGCUGCGAGACCUGAUCCCCAGCCACAGUACAAUGAGAGAAGAUUAAGCAAAGAUGAGAAAGCAAAUGAUCAAAAUUCUCAGGUUGACCUCCAACAAGUAGGUCAGAGGAUUGAACACCAGAAUCAACCUAGAGAAAUUUUUCGUUCUAUAGUUGUAAGUGCUGCCCAUGCCAGUGGUGCAGAAGAUCUUGUGGAUGAAUUGUGCAGUGAUGAGGGUCUCACCAGUGAAUUUAUAGAGAUUCUACGUUUUGAUAUUGGUCAACGACUUGAGGGUGAAAGAUCGUCUGCAGAGAAAUCAGAGAAAUCAUAAUCGUCUUGUGCGGUUAAAGAUCAAAGAUGGUUUCUGGUAUCAUUGUAAUUGAUAUAUGGCUAGUGGAGUUUGCCGGUAAGGAAAUUUGUUUUUCUGCAAUUACUCAGAAUCUUUGUAUAAAUCAGAUUUUGAGUUUUUUUUUUAAUGUGAUUUUAAGUUAUAGCUGAUCUACAUGUUUGGGGAUCAGGCGUUCAUAUUAAUUUCAAUAUUUCUGGAUAGUACUCGUAUUAUAAGACACGUCCAAUGUUGAAGUUUUGCUUUCAAACGUUUACUGCCCUUUGGUAA